GGCGAAUCAGUGCGAAUGGAAGUCCACGCGCGGAUGAGUCGGUGGCUGGAAACGACGAAGAAGCCCGAGGAGAGACGAACGCGCGCGAACCCUCGGCCCUCGGCUGAGCGCUCGCCCCACCACAUCCAGUCGUACUGCGAAUGCCAUACCGUGAGCUUCGUAUUCGUGCCAUUCCUAUUCGUUGCUUUUAACCCGAACGCGAGACACCUCUCUUUCUCGAACUAUUUUCAUCUACAAGAGAACCCAGAUAAAUAACCUUCUUUUUCUUAUCUUUUAUUUUUUUUCUCUCCUCGUUCCGCAUUCAUUUUUUUACACUAGAUAGAAACGAAAGUUUUGCCGCCACGUUUUCCCUUUUUUUUUUCUAUUACGAUAGAAAAAGUUUGCAUUUUCGCGGUUUAUAUCUCGUUACAUGUAUAUAGAAUACAUACUCGAUGGUCGAGAUUCUUUGAACGUGUUAAAAAACGAUUGUUUGAUACGGUGUUAGAUCUUAACGUUCGAUCGGACGCGAGUGGAAUCGAUCGAUCAAAUUUUUGUCUGAGAAACAAAGAGAGAGAGAGAGAGAGAGAAAAAAGAUCAAAAAGGAAAUAAUCUCGAGCAAAGAGCUUAAGAAAAGCAUGCUGCGUGCUUCCAACCGGACAAUGCCGGCUGUGAAUUUGUCGUAGAAGGAGGGGAAAAAUAGGAAAAAGAGAUCGGAAUUUUAGUUGGAUUAUGAGGCGCGCCUGAGGUAUACAAAAUUCGGGUGGAGAAUCUUUAGGUGGCGGAUAAGAUGGAGUCGACGGGACUUGCCACCGAGUGGUCGUCCACUUUGUCGGACGCGUCCAGGGAUAAGAAGGAACGUAAUCGUGCUAAUGACGGCGUUAUAACGCCGAUCUUACCAACAACAACAACAACUAUGACGACGAACUUCCGUAAGGAGUCCUGUAUAAAUUGGAUGAUGUGCGCCCUCUGUCUGGCGAGUCUUGCCGUGUCAGGUAUACUGACGUAUCGUGAGAUGCGCUUGGAAUCGAGGAUCGUUAAUCUCGAGGCAAGAUGCAGGAUCCAAGAAUUGCCCGAUGUCCUCGUGCAAAGGUUCAGGAGGGAACUCCGGGAAGAAUUCGAGCAACACAGGCUCGCCCCCGCGAGUUCUGCCUCCGCUGCGCUAUUCAGGAUCAAACGAGACAUCGCCGAGUGCAAUUGUCCACCAGGUCCACCGGGGAAACCAGGUCCACCGGGAGAACCAGGGAAAAAAGGGAAGAAGGGCAAAAAGGGAGAUCCCGGAGAGCCCGGGCCGCCGGGUGUGGCCGGGACGCCGGGCAAGAACGGUUUUCCGGGACCAAUCGGUUUGGACGGACCUAAAGGAGAUCCGGGUCGACCCGGUGAGAAAGGGCAGAAAGGAGAACUUGGAAGCCCUGGUUUCGAUGUCUUCUCAGCAGUAAAGGUCAAUGCACAGGGAUUGGGGUUAAAGAGGUCGGUGACGACCCUCCGUGGCGGGACACUAGGAUAUGCGGAAAUCGUCGCUCUGAAGGGACUACAGGAGCAGGGGCACAAUAUAUCGGCGCAAACCAUCAUACAACUGAAAGGUGAACCAGGAGAACCUGGGCCACCGGGUCCACCAGGUCCACCAGGAUCGGAGGGUCUCCCAGGACACGAAGGAAGACAAGGGAUUCCUGGUGAGGUUGGGUCCCCGGGUGAAAAGGGUGCACCUGGACCGAUCGGUCCUAUCGGUCCACCCGGUAUUCCAGGACUUUCCGGUCCAAAGGGUGACAAGGGAGAUAAAGGUGAACGUGGGAUGACGACUGCGUUGAACGGAGAUCAAUUUCCAACCGGAAUAUUGGAAGGUCCUCCUGGUCCACCUGGACCACCUGGGCCCCAGGGCGAGAAGGGAGAGCUGGGUCCGACAGGACCACCCGGUCUGACCGGCGAGAAGGGUGCCCGGGGAAAGCAAGGGAAGAGGGGUUUCAAGGGUGAGAGCGGUAUUACAUUGGCGAGGGGUCCGCCCGGCCCACUGGGUCCAAAGGGUGAAAGGGGUUACCGAGGCGAAAAGGGCGCCAAGGGAGUCCAGGGCUCGGCAGGACCUAAAGGUGAACAAGGAUCUCAGGGUCCACCAGGAUUUAAUGGAACCGACGGGGAAGCUGGUAUACAAGGUCCGCCAGGAUUACCGGGCCUAUCCGGACCCAAAGGUGAGAAAGGCGAGUACGGUGAUAUCGGACCACCUGGGCUCAUGGGACCUCCAGGUUUGCCUGGUCCACCGGGUUAUCCAGGGUUGAAGGGAGACAAGGGUGAAAAGGGCGAAUCGAAGUACAAAAAGUUGAGAAGAAGGCAGGGUGACGGCACAUUCGAAGUCAACGCGGGCGAAGUGAUUAUGGGACCCCCCGGACCACCUGGACCAGCCGGUACUCCUGGAUUGCAAGGUCCACCUGGUAUCAAGGGAGACAGAGGGCACGACGGCGCCAAGGGUGAUCCUGGAGAGAAAGGUGCCAAAGGAGAUCCUGGUCCGAUGGGAUUACCCGGCCCCAUGGGACUGAGAGGAGAGUCCGGAAAGCCCGGAGAUUCCGGGAAACCUGGCGCCAUGGGACCCUCAGGACUAGACGGCAUGAAGGGAGCACAAGGAGAACCUGGUACGAAAGGUGAAAGGGGAGAUCCAGGAUUACCCGGUACCGAUGGGAUUCCAGGAACGGAGGGACCGAAGGGUGAGAAAGGUGCUAAAGGUGAUUGUGGACCACCUGGUAAGAGAGGAAGAAAAGGAGACAAGGGUAACAAAGGUGAUCAGGGUGUACCCGGACUAGACGCGCCCUGUCCCCUCGGUCCUGACGGCCUUCCAUUACCUGGUUGCGGCUGGAGACCACCUCAGGAUACGACGAGUACGUCGGCACCAGUGAUCGAAGGACCAGAACCCGCGGAAACGGAUUACGAGCCGGAAGAGGACUACGACGAUUAUCCAGAUCACAACGGGAACUUAGCGGAGCCAUAAUGCUCAUUGUGCGCUGCCCUACUCACCACCACUACAACCACCACCAUCACCAACACCCUCAUCACACGACUCACCCUGCUCUCCCAAACUAACGUGGUCCUGCCAAGAAGUAAUAUUCUGCGCCAAUGGCUGGCGGAGGAGAAGAAAGAGGAGAAAGAAGGGCAGUGACACAAAUUGUUUGCCAAAAGUAGCGCAUUUUCAUCGAGGACUAUCUUAUUAUAUCCGCGUCGCUAAAACGUACACACCGAGGAAAAGCAAUCUAUGGACUCACACGCCGUAUUACGAAUUCGACGCGAUUUCAAUUUAGAGAUAUUUUUUCCGGCAAACUACACUAACUACUAAUCAUCUUGCCAGAGAAGAGGAGUGUUUGUAAAUAAGUGUACUUACAAGUGUCUAGCGUCCGCAGUGCGUGUACAUAAAUAAUUAGUUUACUGCUACUAUUAGGAUCCACGGUGAUGAUGAUGAUGAUGAAGAAGAUGGUUAACACGAUCUCUCUUUUUUUUAACCUUUCUCUAAUAAUUUUCAUCUAAUUUUAAUUUGUCAGGCCACCUUUUUUAGAGGCUAAAAUGCAACAACGAGAAUAACAACAACUUUAUUCCAAAAUUUCUUACAACGAAGAAAGAGUAUUGAAAGAGCGAUCGUGAUCCUGGUGUUAGGCUUCUGUCUUCUGCUAAAGUGUAUCAUAUUAUUAAUCGAUCGAAUACGGUGAUGCGGUGCAGAGUACAAGAGAAAGAGAGAGAGGCUCAUUUAUGUUUUUUUGUUCUUUCUCGAUGGACAAAUAAACAGUAAAUAAAGAUAGCCAGGAUUAAAAAAUAAAUAUUCUUGCUACGAUACAUACAUAUAUCGUCGUAUUUCGAAAAAGGGCUUCGCUAUCCUACGUGUAAUUUCUGUAUGUGUGUAUACGUUCUUGAUAUGCGAGAGACUUCCUUCUUGAUACCUGCCAUUGUGUCCAGGAAAAUACAUUCAAGGAUAUGCAAUAGAAUUUUAAUACUGCAAUCACAUAUCCAAUCGGCUACGCGGUACUUCCAAAAACAACA
Molecule: messenger RNA, 3987 nt
Organism: Polistes canadensis
Lineage: Eukaryota; Metazoa; Arthropoda; Insecta; Hymenoptera; Vespidae
Product: collagen alpha chain CG42342
Exons: 26
Coding region: 767-2950 (727 amino acids)
Source: RefSeq, a predicted model, not a curated record